Molecule: messenger RNA, 1796 nt
Organism: Xiphias gladius (swordfish)
Lineage: Eukaryota; Metazoa; Chordata; Actinopteri; Istiophoriformes; Xiphiidae
Gene: bloc1s4
Product: biogenesis of lysosomal organelles complex-1, subunit 4, cappuccino
Exons: 5
Coding region: 106-825 (239 amino acids)
Cellular component (GO): BLOC-1 complex
Source: RefSeq, a predicted model, not a curated record
ACUUGUUUGACUCUUACGAGCCACCAUCGGCUGCACAACACACGUGAUCUAGCCAGUCAGUUGACGAGGCAAAACACGGCAGUGGUUCAGAGACAGAGGGGCGAUAUGGACCAUCAUCAGAUUGACAGGGUGGGCCUUUUGUCUCCCCUGGAGGAGUCCAGCGCUGAGAUAAGCAGAGACAGCGGCAUCGUCUCCCAAAGUGCGAGCAGUCUGUCCAUGGUGAGCGAAAUCCUGAGCAGCGGCACCGUGUCGCAGAGCCCCAGCUUUGGCGCGGCAGCUAACGUUAACCCUCAAAGCCCGAGCCUCCACGAAGCGGCGGAGCCCGGGACGACCGACCAGCACGACCCGGAGCAGGACGACGAGGUCCUGAGACACACCGCCCUCAGCUACUCCUCCUACAUCAGGGCCACAGCUGGAGAAGAGAUCCUCUGCUUGGAGAAGAGCUUGGAAGAAAUGCUGACAAGAGUAGAUGAGUUUGUUGGAAUGCUGGAUAUGAUCCGUAAUGACACCUUCCAGAUAGUGAAUGAAAACCUACCUCAAAUCCAGCAGAAGUCUGAUGAAAUGAGACAAAUAUACAGAAGAAUUGAUAAGCUAGAGGCCUUUGUAAAGAUGGUGGGAGCCAAUGUCAGCGCCAUGGAGGAGCAAGUCACGCAGGCAGAAGGAGAACUAGGAACACUACCGGGCGCGUUCAAGAAAAUCCUCCGCAGUGUCCCAGGCUUCUUAAAUAAACCAGCCAGCCCAAGAAGACCAGCACCACAUCAGCGUCAAGAGGUCCCCAGCGUAUUCCGGACAGAUGAUUAUUUCACAUCACAGCCAGAGCAGUGACACGCCAGAACAUCUAACACAUAACUUGGUUCUAACCUCAGAGGCCUGUUUUGGGGGAAACUGUAGAGACAACUUUUACUGCCAUCCAUUGCAAGAGGAUCUAUCGGUGCAGUGGCCUCAACAAAGCAAUAGUAGCCUUUCUGAACAAGUCACUGAAAGUCGAGUGCGUGAAGACGCUCUGCAUUUUUGAGUGUCGUCUUCCUGGCAGCAACAAGCACUGAAGUGUAGCAAAAUGAUGUUAAAAGUGCCUAAAUGGGUCUUAUUUCUGUCAGUCUUGUUUUCACUAACUGUGAAGAACAUAAUGUCAGUUUUUAAAUGUGACAAGUCAGGAGAACAAAGUCAUCCCACUGUAAAGAAGGUACAACAGGAGGAGCUGUAAAGAUCUGAAGAUGUAUUACACAAAGAAUUAACCCAGCUUUUUUAUAGUUUACAUUCCUGACACUGGUGUUUGUAAAAACCAGCAUGCUGUUAUGAAUUAAUCUGUAUUUCCAAUAUCUCAUCACUCCCCCAAGCAAUCUCAUCCAGUUAAGCAUUUAAUGUCCUCCAUUUCAAAAUAUUCACUUUAUUGCUAACCUGACGCAAUUGGAUAUGGAUGACAGUUGCCCCAUUGAUGUGGGGCUACAUCUUUAAUGGCACUUUUUCAACAAAAAAAACAAAAAAAAAAAAAAACAAAAAAGCACACUAUUGAUGAGAUGUGUUUGAUUCACAAGGCAGACUAUCUGAAGCUGUGAGCGAGUGAGUUUUGUAACAAUAACUGGACGAAAGUUGGAUCUCGUCCUUGGGAGAAAACUGUACCUUAGAGAUGUGAUGUGGCCCUUACCCUUCCAACAAGGUUUAAUCAGUAAUGGUCACAGCUAUGACCAUUAUUCGAUCCAUUAUUUGCCAAAAUAGUUAGAAAUAAAGAUGUUUAAUUUAUAGAAUGAUUUUGGUUUAUGUUUUUAAAAUAAUCAUUAAAGAUUUAUUUGAGUCAA